This is a messenger RNA of Abrus precatorius (Indian licorice), 1453 nucleotides long. RefSeq names its product vacuolar protein sorting-associated protein 32 homolog 2-like. Bases 258 to 914 code for a protein of 218 amino acids. The transcript has 7 exons. The record is from RefSeq and is a predicted model, not a curated record. Lineage: Eukaryota; Viridiplantae; Streptophyta; Magnoliopsida; Fabales; Fabaceae. Gene Ontology annotation, cellular component: cytoplasmic side of plasma membrane; ESCRT III complex; multivesicular body. Gene Ontology annotation, biological process: late endosome to vacuole transport via multivesicular body sorting pathway; vesicle budding from membrane.
GUGGUUUCAGCUUCCUUCGAUGUUCCGUUCGCUUUCUUUGAACCUCCCAACACAACACAACACGCUUAAGCAAACUUAACCAAACCACCGUUCUUUGUUUUUGCUUUUUCUAUCCUUCCCAGAUCCCAAGCCCUAAUCUUUCUGUUCUCUUCUCUCUCACUCUCACUUCAUAAUCUAAUUCUUCAUCUGGGAAGAUCGGUUGACGAAUUGAGAAUCCCAUCGCUUGCGACGCACUAGGGUUUCAAUCGAUCGCAAUCAUGUUCAACCGGAUAUUUGGUAAACCUAAACAGGAAACCAAUGCUGUUGCCACUUUGGACAAGUUAAACGAAACACUUGAAAUGCUGGAGAAAAAGGAGAAAGUGCUCCUUAAAAAGGCUGCAGCGGAAGUCGAAAAGGCCAAGGAAUUCACUAGGGGGAAGAACAAAAGGGCGGCAAUACAAUGUUUGAAGAGGAAGAGAUUAUAUGAACAGCAGAUAGAGCAGCUUGGAAAUUUCCAGUUGCGUAUUCAUGACCAGAUGAUAAUGUUGGAAGGUGCUAAAGCCACAACAGAAACAGUAGAUGCAUUAAGAACUGGAGCAUCUGCUAUGAAGGCUAUGCAAAAAGCAACGAAUAUUGAUGAUGUUGACAAGACCAUGGAUGAGAUCAAUGAACAGACUGAAAAUAUGAAACAGAUUCAGGAAGCAUUGUCAGCUCCAAUUGGUGCAGCUGCUGAUUUUGAUGAGGAUGAAUUGGAAGCAGAACUUGAAGAACUGGAGGGUGCUGAGUUGGAAGAACAGCUUCUUCAGCCAGCAACUACAGCUCCUGCAGCCCCUGUGCAGGUCCCAGCCGGGCGCCAACCUACUCGCCCUGUUCCUGCAAAGCCCACUCCUGAGGAAGAUGAAUUGGCAGCUUUGCAGGCUGAGAUGGCGCUUUGAGCAGGUCCCUUUUCUCAGCUGUGACACUGGAUUUGUAUUGUUAUCUAUGCAUUAGUUUGUUUUAGGCGAACUAGAGUUGCAUUUAUCGCGACAGUAAAUGAUGUGUAUGCUCUAUUUUCAUGGUGAAAUAUCCCACUUCUGCACAGUUUAAUGCGCUCAUAUGAUGUAUCAUAGUUUGAAACGUAUUGCCUAAGAUCACUUUCUGAGAAUAAGUAUGAGAAUCUUAUUUUAGGCAGUUGUUCUUAUUGGUUUUGCCUCUGGCUUUGAUUUAGCCAGAAUUUUGCAGGCAUUUUUAUGCAUGAUGACAAGUGGCUUCAGUGAUGAAUUAUCAUCACUAUGAUGUGGAGAAUUCUGCUUCUCUCCCGCUCGCUUAUCUGUGUGAAAUUAUUGAACAGACCAGAGGAUGUAUAUAAAAGGUGAAAAAAUAUUAAACACAUGAGUCCUUCAAAAAUUGACUACUUUUUUUCUCUUGGAUGAGUUCGAACCCCCUUUUUCAUGUAUACGUAUCAAAUAUUAAUACAUUUGGCUAUAUCCUAUGC